This is a messenger RNA of Pistacia vera, 768 nucleotides long. Its product is annotated as ankyrin repeat-containing protein NPR4-like. Lineage: Eukaryota; Viridiplantae; Streptophyta; Magnoliopsida; Sapindales; Anacardiaceae. The record is from RefSeq and is a predicted model, not a curated record. Gene Ontology annotation, molecular function: protein phosphatase 1 binding; protein phosphatase regulator activity. The transcript has 2 exons. Bases 1 to 768 code for a protein of 255 amino acids. Gene Ontology annotation, cellular component: plasma membrane.
AUGUACAUUGUGAAUACCGCAAAAGAGAUUCUAAACUGUCGCAACAAUAAAGGACAUAUGGUACUUGAAAUUCGUGAACUGUCUCCAGGUAAUGCAGAAAGCAAGCAGUCAAAGAAAGCCGUAAAGGCAGCUGCUGGUAAAAGUACAGAGUUGUUGCCUCUCUUAGCAGGGGCACAAGAAACUAAUUCUCGACAACAGACACUUGAAAACUCCAAAGAUAUACUUGAGACAAAAAACAGGAGCCUUCUUCAAUAUCUGAUUGACAUAGGCAAUGGUUGUGAGCUGCCCUUAGACUUCAAACUUGGCUACCAGCCAGAGGUUGUGCCUACACCAAGCUCAAGCAUGUCAGCAAAAUCUAGGAAGGAUUCAGUUACUUUUACUGCAGGCACAAACCCUCCUGGUGGGGUCUUCCAAGAGGGGCCACUGAAAGGAAAAUCCACAGUUGGCAGAACAACAGCUUUUAGGGUCUUUACAGUAAGCAACAACAUUGCAUUUUUCACAUCUCUGUGUAUUGUUGUUGUCUUAGUUAGCAUCAUCCCCUUUCAAAGAAAACAAAUGAUGAAAAUGUUGGUGAUUACUCACAAGGUCAUGUGGGUGGCUGUGUCGUUCAUGGCUAUUGCUUACAUUGCUGCAACAUGGGUGACCAUGCCACAUUGUAGAGAAUCAGGAUGGAUGUUUGAAGUUCUACUGGCUAUCAGUGCUGGGACUGUAGGAACCGUGUUCGUGUAUCUGGCAAUUGCGCUGAAAAGACAUUGGUUAAGGAGUUGA